Molecule: messenger RNA, 3070 nt
Organism: Alosa sapidissima (American shad)
Lineage: Eukaryota; Metazoa; Chordata; Actinopteri; Clupeiformes; Clupeidae
Gene: mlpha
Product: melanophilin a
Exons: 16
Coding region: 327-2123 (598 amino acids)
Biological process (GO): intracellular protein transport
Cellular component (GO): cortical actin cytoskeleton
Molecular function (GO): small GTPase binding; actin binding; myosin binding
Source: RefSeq, a predicted model, not a curated record
UUUCUAAAACCUUUACGUCGUGUAUGAGUGUAAAAUGCCAGUAACCCUGAGAUACUCUCACCAUAUGCACUGUUGAGAAGUGCCCCAUUGGUUCAGUCUUCAGAAUGAGACAUUUGUCCUGUAUUGAGCGAUUCCACGGGGGCGGAGAAGGAUCUCUUUCCCGUUUCCCUCCCCAGAAUACCAAGCCAUGUGAUUAGCAGGACGAUACUUCAGUGCAUUCGUAAAUCUGUUGCCUAACUUAACGGGAAAUCAACGACUGUUUUGUAGAUGGUUGAUGUCCUAGCAGUGCACAGUUUCAGCUCAGUGGACAUAGAGUAGCUGCCACCAUGGACAAGAAGCUGGACCUGACGCGCCUAACAGAUGAGGAGGCCAAACACAUCUGGGAUGUGAUCCAACGAGACUUUAAUCUGAGGAAGAAGGAGGAGGAUAGGCUGGGGCAACUGAAGACCCAGAUUGAGAAGGAGGACACUAAGAGGGAGCUGCUGACCUCCCAGUCCAGUCUGACGGAGUCCCACUGCAUCCACUGUCUGCAGCCAUUUCAGUUCCUGGUGAACAGCAAGCGCCAGUGUUUUGACUGCCAGCUGUACACAUGCAAGUCUUGCAGUCGCUACAGCAAGAAGGACCAUGGAUGGGUCUGCGACCCUUGUCGCAUGGGCAGACUUCUGAAGAUUGGAACACUGGGGUGGUACCAUGACAACGUGCGCACCCGCUUCAAACGUUUCGGCAGUGCCAAGGUGAUGAGGUCACUGUAUAAAAGGCUGAACGGAGAACGGCCCCGUGAGGAUGACACUGUCAGCAUGCCUGAAGUGCGCAGUGAGUACAGAAACUCCCAGAAAAUGAUCCACCAAGGAGAAGGUGCUCAUAAUGGUCAUCAUGACGACGACUACAUGGACGCAACUGAAGCUCAGCGUUACAAAAUGAUGAGGAAACAGAAGCGCCUUCUGUCUGUCCACCCGCUGGACUUUGAUGUGGAGGAGUACAUGGCCAACUCACGCCGGCAGUCUGUGCAGUAUAUUCAUGAGGAAAGAGGCUCACGGAAUGACCUGGACUACAGUACAGAGAUGUAUCAUCAACACCGCAUGAACCGCAGGAAGAGUCUGGACCGAUACACACGACCUGAUGAUGGGCUGUAUGCUGAGCACAGGAUGGUGCGGGCGCGCUCCCUGUCCAAGAUCAGCGCUCCGGUGCCCCAGCGGCAGGUGUACCUGGACACAUCGGAGGAAGAGGACGGAUUCCGCUACCCCGUCUUCCAGCUGCCCCCCCGCAGACGCAGCAGCAGAGCCUCCUCACAGGAGAACAUCAACCAGCCCCCACCGAUAAAUGAGCUGAACAAGCGCAUGUCUGCUAUUGAGAGCCUCCUGAAUCGACUGGAGGAGAAGAUCACCUCCCCCCCUGAGCCUGCGCGUGGCUCAUUGGGGAACCAGCAGGUGGAGGCGGAGAAGCUGAGGAGGAAGUUGGACGAGCUGAUGAGCGACCGAGCUCUCUCAUCCGACGAGGAAGACUCCGGAAAGAGAAGCACCCAGCCUAAAGGCCCUGGGAUGAAAGCCGGUCCGCUGGUGGCCCCUACUCCAGAGGUGGCCGAGUCCAGCUCCUCCAGUGAUGAGCCUACAGAGGCUCAGAAGAGAUCUUCUGCAGCGGCCCUUUGUGACAUCACAACUGAGGUUCUAAGAACCAUUAAUGCGACAGAAAGUGCAAUGACUGACUUGAGCCCCUCAGUGCCCAAAGACAGACCUCAGUUAGUGGGAACAGAUGUCAGGCAAGCAGAUGAGGCUUACAGAAAACUUGAGGAAAAUGUGUACAUGGCAGCAGGAAAGUCCUUCGACAUGGAGAAGACGUUGGAGGAUCUGGAGCUGAGCACCAGAAACCAGUACGGCUGCAUGACGGACUCCGAGUUAUCCGAACUCGAGGACCAAGUGGCUAAGGCGGCCGCCAAAGUCCAGUCCACAGAGAGCGAGGUGUCAGACAUCGAAAAUAGGAUUGCUUCCCUCAACACUACUGGACUUCCGACAGACAAGACAAAGGUCAAAAAGACAUUGACAACAUCACAGAGACGAAAGUUUUCUCAAGAUGUUGCAACAAAACCCAGUAAUGGCUCAGGAUUUCACAGGGAAAAGAUCAAUUAACUUUUGAGAGGAAGAUUUCCUCCUCACUGGUACUGACUGCAGCCAUUACAAAUACAGUUCAAUGAAAACUGGUGUCACAGGUGUCAAAAGUGGCUUGAGUGACUCAGAAUGCAAAUAUUAUUGUCAUAAUGUUGUCUCCAAUGUAUUUAUUUAAUGUUAUGAUGCAUUAAAGCAGAAGUGUAUAUCAUAAAGAAUCAUAAGGUGAUGUGGGAGGCAUUAUCACAAUGAUUAUUAAUAAAUCAAAUAAACAAAGUUUAAUAAAUCAAAUGAAUAAACCAAACUGCUAUUACACAUUACCCUUAUAAUAAUCAGUAGCCUAAUGUAACCAUAUCCACUUUUGACAUCUGUGAUAUCAUAAUGUUAUGGAUAUGUAGUUACCUAUAUAGGCUAGUGAUAAGUGCUGCUCUAAUGAAAUAUUAUGUAAAUGGAGUCCUUUAUCCACCACAGUGCGCUCAUACCCAGCCUUUAGGACCAGCAUGCAAUGACGGAAUUUCCUGAAAUUCCUUGUGCUCUUCAGAUUUCAUAAGGGGAAAAAUAGUGUCCUUUCUUAUUGGUAGUAGUUAUAGUAGUAGCAGCCUAGUAGUAGUAGCAGUAGUAGUAGUAGUAGUAGUAGCAGUAGUAGUAGUAGUAGUAGUAGUAGCAGUAGUAGUAGCAGUAGUUGUAGUAGUAGUUGUAGUAGUAGUAGUAGUAGUAGUAGUAGUUGUGAGUAGAACAUAGGCUUGUAGCUAACGGUACACUAAUAGUAUCAUUCAUUUAAUGUCAGGAGUGAUUAUUCUUCAUCUAACUUUUUGUGUGCUUUGUCAUCUUGUAUUCUUGUAUUCAUUGUUACAAUUUGAUUCACUCUGUGUCUGAGAGAGCAUGGUUGUGUCAGUAUACAAGUCAUAUUUAAUUACACAUUGACGAUGAACCUGAUGAUUGGCCUGAUAUGAUUAAAAAUUAAUGUCUAA